AUGGCGGACGCGGACACGGGCGGCGUGGAACCGGUCAAGAUCUACGAGAACACAUUCCGCCUGGAGCCCACGGAGGAGCAGCGGUUCAAGCCGUCGGUUGCUGUCAAUGCGAUGAAGGAGACGCUGGAGGCCAGCAUGUCGUACACGCUGGAAAAGGACGAGGGCGGGCAGUACGUUUGGGAGUACGACCGGGAAGAGGCGGCCGACGUUGCGAAGGAGGUUUCGCAAGAGUGCACUGCGAGGGUGAAGGCGGCGUUGGGCGAGCAGCCGAGGUAUAAGCUCAUCUGUCAUGUUGUCGUCUCGGAGAAUGUCCAGCAGUCGUUUCGCGUCUCGUCGCGUUGCCUGUGGGACAAGGCCUUUGAUAAUUGUGCCACAGCGGAGUGGCGGCAUCCCGGGGGCAAGCUCAUCGCCCUGGCCAUGUGCUUUGCACUGUACUACGAGUAG
This is a messenger RNA of Emiliania huxleyi CCMP1516, 444 nucleotides long. RefSeq lists its product as hypothetical. Gene Ontology annotation, cellular component: cytoplasmic dynein complex; cytoplasm. Gene Ontology annotation, biological process: microtubule-based movement. The record is from RefSeq and is a predicted model, not a curated record. NCBI's taxonomy places the organism in Eukaryota, Haptophyta, Isochrysidales, Noelaerhabdaceae. Gene Ontology annotation, molecular function: dynein intermediate chain binding. The coding region runs from base 1 to 444 and encodes 147 amino acids. The transcript has 6 exons.